Molecule: messenger RNA, 390 nt
Organism: Tachyglossus aculeatus (Australian echidna)
Lineage: Eukaryota; Metazoa; Chordata; Mammalia; Monotremata; Tachyglossidae
Product: glutamate receptor ionotropic, kainate 1-like
Exons: 3
Coding region: 1-390 (129 amino acids)
Cellular component (GO): membrane
Molecular function (GO): glutamate-gated receptor activity
Source: RefSeq, a predicted model, not a curated record
AUGCGUAGAGAGAUAGGGAUCUGGAACUCCUGCCGGGGCCUGAACAUGACGGCCAACAACAAGGACCAGACCACCAACAUCACCGACUUCCUGGCCAACCGCACUCUCAUCAUCACCACCGUCCUGGAAGACCCCUAUGUCAUGUACAAGAAGUCGGACAAGCCCCUCUAUGGGAACGACCGUUUUGAGGGCUACUGCCUGGACCUGUUGAAGGAGCUGGCCAAUAUCCUGGGCUUCACUUACGAGGUCAAGCUGGUGUCCGACGGGAAAUACGGGGCCCAGAACGACCAGGGGGCGUGGAACGGCAUGGUGAAGCAGCUGGCCGACCACGUGAGCCCACCCAGACCCGUCCGGACGGGGGAGCCGGGAGGACAGGGUGGCUCGUGCUAG